CCGAUUCCUUUUCCGAAUCCUAAAAUAAUUGAUACCAAACAAAGCGUUAGGGUUUUAUCAUCUUCAGCUCUCUUCAGCCUUUAAAGAAGCUUUGUUGAGAGAAUAGGGAGUGCUCUGCGGACGAGCCCUGAUUUUGAAACGUUUCAGAGUUCUUUUGUUUUGAUCAUAUUUAGAUUUUUAAUUUAUCAUUCUUUCUUUCAUUUGAAUUUUGUUUUCUUGAUCGUCAUUUCGAAAAAAAUUUGUGAUUUUUGGUCAGAAAUAUGGCACUUUACUCGUCAAGCUUCGGAUUGUCAAAAAUUGACAAUCAGUUGAUCAAUUUUGAUUCAACAAAGCAAUGGGGUCACAAUCAAACUGUUGAAGUUAGGGUUUUAGGAUGCAUGAGAAACCCCAAUCUCGAAUUUGCAAAGUCAUCGCGAUUUCCUGCUUUGCACAAUUCAUUUAGGAACAACCAAGUGUUCAGAGUCAAAUGUGCCGAGUCAGAGAGACUGGCAAAGACAUUCAUGGUUUUGGAGGGUUCAGAGGUUGAGUCGGUAACAAAAACUGACGAUGGAACUGGUGGUGGUGGUGGUGGUGGUGGAAAUCGGAGGUUUUCUUCUGGAGGAGGAGACGGCGGUGGCAGCGACGGGGGUGGUGAUAGUGGAGAGAGGGAUAACGAUGAGGAAGAGUUUGGGCCGAUAAUGAAAUUUGAGGAGGUGAUUAGAGAGAUGGAGAUGCAAGGGGCUAGUCUUCCUUCGGAUAUGUUAGAGGCAGCCAAGUCUACAGGGAUUCGCAGACUUAUUCUCGCUCGAUACUUGGAUUUACAGAGAUCAGUUUGGCCUUUAGGCUUUUUGAUGAGAUACUGCGGGAUGCUUCGGAACCGCAUGCUUGCUGACCCGUCUUUUCUUUUUAAAGUUGGAACAGAGGUAGUCAUUGAUUCUUGCUGUGCAACAUUUGCGGAAGUUCAGAAAAGGGGAAAAGACUUUUGGGCAGAAUUUGAGUUGUAUGCUGCAGAUCUUUUGGUUGGUGUGGUUGUUGACAUUGCUUUGGUUGGCAUGUUAGCACCCUAUGUUCGGAUUAGUAAGCCAUCUAUAUCGAGUGGUUUCUUUGGACGCAUACAACAUGCUUGUGGCGCCCUUCCAAGCAGUGUUUUUGAAGCUGAAAGGCCAGGAUGUAGAUUCUCAGUGAAGCAGAGGAUUGCUACAUACUUCUACAAGGGUGUUUUGUAUGGAUCAGUUGGAUUUGGCUGUGGUCUUAUUGGCCAAGGCAUUGCAAAUUUGAUCAUGACUGCCAAACGGAACAUAAAAAAAUCGGAAGAGGAUAUACCUGUGCCGCCUCUAGUGAAAAGUGCUGCUCUUUGGGGUGUUUUCCUUGGAGUAUCUUCCAACACUCGUUAUCAAAUAAUUAAUGGAUUAGAAUGCCUAGUUGAAGCAUCUCCCUUGGCGAAGCAGGUCCCGCCUGUUGCAAUGGCUUUUACAGUGGGUGUGCGGUUUGCCAACAAUAUCUAUGGUGGAAUGCAGUUUGUAGAUUGGGCUAAAUGGAGUGGCGUGCAGUAGCUGCAAGUCAUUUCCAAGAGAUUUUGGUCUUCAGUUAUCAGAUGGCAGAUUAGUAUAGAUAGUUACUUUUAGCAUCAGCUUGCAAUUCACUACUCUCUUAUAGUUAGGGUUUGCUACAUGACAAGCACAAAAGCUUGGAUGUGCUUAUUGCAGUCGAGUUUUAAAUAAAGCUUGCAUCAUGUUAAGAGAGCAUUGUUAUAUUGUUGAUGGAUUUGUUAAAACUGCUAAUAGCGCUUUCAUUCAAUUAGAUUAUUAUAUUUCUCGUA
This is a messenger RNA of Cornus florida, 1798 nucleotides long. RefSeq names its product protein RETICULATA-RELATED 1, chloroplastic. The transcript has 7 exons. The coding region runs from base 261 to 1532 and encodes 423 amino acids. NCBI's taxonomy places the organism in Eukaryota, Viridiplantae, Streptophyta, Magnoliopsida, Cornales, Cornaceae. Gene Ontology annotation, cellular component: chloroplast inner membrane. The record is from RefSeq and is a predicted model, not a curated record. Gene Ontology annotation, biological process: plant organ development.